GAAGAGCAAGAGAAGCAGACAGAAACCACACAUACCAUUUACAUGCUUUAUACCUAUCAACAAUGUCAUUUGAGUUUAAUUAGAUAAUUACGCAACUAAUUUAAUAGUCAUCAAGCAGGAGCAUUCAUAAUGAGUUCCGGCCUUAUUCUGGCAGGCCUAGGCUUGGCUGCCGUUGGUUAUGCUGGGCGUUUCAUCCUGAGGCAAGCCCCGCAAAUGUCCCAAAAAAUGGCAGAAGCAUUCAAGGCACUACCUAAACUAGACAGUGAGAGUUUUGCGAGCAGUAAAUAUUACAAAGGUGGGUUUGAUCAUAAAAUGACGAGACGAGAGGCGAGUCUCAUCCUGGGAGUGUCACCGACAGCUAGCAAAACAAAAAUAAAGGAAGCGCACAAGAGGGUGAUGCUCGCUAACCAUCCUGACAAAGGCGGCUCGCCCUACAUUGCUGCCAAGAUUAACGAAGCAAAAGAUCUUCUAGAUAAGGGAAAAUAGAUCAUCUUUGUAGUCUUAGUUCUGGUACUCAUGAUGAAACAUAAUGUUGAUUUAGGCUAGCUUACAAUCUAACCCCCAGUAAAUUAACGGUGUCUGUAAUAGGCCUAUAAUCAAUUGUAAAAAAUUUUGACCUUUACAAUAAACUUGUGUAGUUAUUUAAUUAGUGUUUAUCUACACUAUUGAAAUUAUUUACGUUUUUUAAGGAUCUUUCCAACCCCUGGUCUCAUUGCUUAAGUCCUUUUGUUAGAUGGAAUAUAAAUAAUUGGUUUUUUUUAAUGGUUGUUUUCAUAGAAAGAAAACAUUAAAACUGAAAAAUUAUUCGGUUGACUCCAUGACUUGAGGUUAGUUUUAAUCCACCUAUUAGCAGUAAUGCAAAAUUAUGAGUACCAGUAUUUAAUUGUAAAUAUCUAGUUGUUUGUACAGUUUCAAAUUACGCUUGUAAAUAAAUAUAUUUUCUCAAAGAAUA
This is a messenger RNA of Macrosteles quadrilineatus (aster leafhopper), 952 nucleotides long. Its product is annotated as mitochondrial import inner membrane translocase subunit TIM14-like. Bases 130 to 486 code for a protein of 118 amino acids. Gene Ontology annotation, biological process: protein import into mitochondrial matrix. NCBI's taxonomy places the organism in Eukaryota, Metazoa, Arthropoda, Insecta, Hemiptera, Cicadellidae. The record is from RefSeq and is a predicted model, not a curated record. Gene Ontology annotation, molecular function: ATPase activator activity. Gene Ontology annotation, cellular component: PAM complex, Tim23 associated import motor. The transcript is spliced from 4 exons.